This is a messenger RNA of Akanthomyces muscarius, 897 nucleotides long. RefSeq lists its product as uncharacterized. The coding region runs from base 1 to 897 and encodes 298 amino acids. Lineage: Eukaryota; Fungi; Ascomycota; Sordariomycetes; Hypocreales; Cordycipitaceae. The transcript has a single exon. The record is from RefSeq and is a predicted model, not a curated record. Gene Ontology annotation, molecular function: manganese ion binding; arginase activity. Gene Ontology annotation, cellular component: cytoplasm; cytosol; nucleus.
AUGGCUUAUUCAUCCAUUACCAUCAUUUCAGUGCCGUACCACGUUGGCAUGUACGGCGAAAGGGUGGGAGAGGGCCCUUUGCGACUCCUCCGUCAUGGGCUAGACCAACAAGUCGCCAAAAUUGCGCCAACACACUACAGCGACAUCAGCCACGUCGACGACUUUGAAGGCGAGAUUGGCAAGACCUUUGAAGUCAUCCGCCGCGUCUCCAAGGCAGUAUCUCAAGCUGUGGCUGCCAACUCUUUCCCGCUGAUUCUUGCCGGGAACUGCAACGCCAGCGUCGCGGCCGCUGCGGGACUCAGCUCGUCUCACCCGGAUCUAGGCGUGAUUUGGCUCGACGCCCAUGACGACUUGGAGACGCCAUCGACACAUGAAAAUGGAUAUCUGGAUGGCAUGGCGGCAUCCAUCAUGACGGGCAGCAGCUGGCACAAGCUGGCGAGCACGGUUCCAGGACAUGUUCCACUGGCGCUGAAAAAUGUCGUGUACGGAGGCUUGCGCGUUGUCGCGAGCGACCAGCAGCGUGUCAUCCAAGAAGCAGGUGUCGAUGCGGUCUGGGGAAGUGCAACAAAAAUGGUCGAUUUCGAAGCAGAGCUGUGCGCACUGCUGCAGCGCCGAAAAUUAGGCAGUGCGCAUGUUCACCUCGAUCUCGACGUCCUUGACGAGUCUCUCGGUCGAGUAAAUGAAUAUCCUUCUGCUGGUGGCUUUCUCGCGGAAGACUUAAAAAAGGUCAUGGCAAUGAUUCCGACUCAGGUUCAACCUACUUCUCUGGUGAUUUGCGGCUUCAACCCGCGUUUGGAGGGCGGAAACACGAUUGCUAGGCUUGCCGUCGAAGCUGCGCGCUGCUUCGUCUCAAGCUUGGAAAAGAAUGGGCAUUUGGUGCCAAACCUUGGCAAUUAA